Molecule: messenger RNA, 1827 nt
Organism: Populus nigra (black poplar)
Lineage: Eukaryota; Viridiplantae; Streptophyta; Magnoliopsida; Malpighiales; Salicaceae
Product: protein FEZ
Exons: 3
Coding region: 410-1612 (400 amino acids)
Biological process (GO): regulation of DNA-templated transcription
Molecular function (GO): DNA binding
Source: RefSeq, a predicted model, not a curated record
CGCAUAAACACACUCUCCGUUGUAGUCAUCCUGAAAUGGUGGCCUAAGCUUCGGAAUCAGAACCCUUCUCAGGAAGCAUAUAGAAUUUGGCUUUGAUUUAAGCGCUCCUCUCUUUACUCAUAACUCUGAUGCUCCUCACAGCUUGAGCUACCUCCUCCUGUACUGUUACAAUUAUUAGUUUUUGAGGUUAUCACUUCUGGGUUUGGUUUAGUUUCUCCAACAGCUUCUUGUGCUACAAGAAACCCCACCUCGAUUUCAAGAUUUAGGAAUACGAUAAAACCUACUUCUUCUAGCUAGGUUCACUUCAUAUUUAGAUUAUUCCAGUGCUACAUCUUAUUUCUCUUCUUCAACUCUCUCUAAACUUAGCGUACUUCAAGCGAAAGUUUUAGAGAUAAAGAAGAGGAGGGAGAUGGAAGAUAAGAAUGAUGUAGAUAAGAUUGAUGAUGUGAUGUUGCCUGGUUUUCGGUUUCAUCCAACUGAUGAAGAGCUUGUUGGGUUCUACCUCAAAAGAAAGAUACAGCAGCGAUCUCUUCCUAUUGAGCUGAUCAAGCAAGUUGAUAUUUAUAAAUAUGAUCCUUGGGAUCUUCCAAAAGAGCUGGCGACUACAGGAGAGAAAGAGUGGUACUUUUAUUGCCCAAGGGACCGUAAAUACAGGAACAGUGCAAGGCCAAAUAGAGUUACUGGAGCUGGGUUUUGGAAGGCGACUGGAACAGACCGUCCUAUUUACUCCUCUGAUGGCACCAGGUGCAUAGGCUUGAAGAAGUCCCUGGUGUUCUACAGAGGUAGAGCUGCUAAAGGGAUGAAAACUGACUGGAUGAUGCACGAAUUCCGGCUUCCUUCUCUUGCUGAACCACCACCGCCAAAGAAGCUCCUAGACAAAAGCCUUCCUCCAAACGAUGCAUGGGCUAUUUGUAGGAUAUUCAAGAAAACCAACUCCAUGGCACAAAGAGCUCUUUCUCACUCUUGGGUCUCUCCAGUAUUACCAGAGACUACAGCUUCUGAUUUUUUCUCCCAAGGGGCACACUGCACUCAGUUCAGUUCAGAGAACAUGUCAUGCACAACUGAAAUAGGAUCAAAUUUCCAUUUAGGCUCCAAUAAUGACUUCCAGCAGGCCUCUCCUGCUGGUCUCUCUGUUUUAGACAUCCCCUCUUACAGACCUAUUAAUCCUAUAGUCCACACAUCAUAUAUAUUCCCUGUAUCAAACGGUGAUCUUCCCAACAACUUCUUGUUUUCACCCCUCGAGAAUUCGGGUCCCAUCAAGUCUACAGAUGAUGCUCCUUCCAUGCUAUUGAAUCCUGCAUUGAUGGGUGAAGCUGGUAAAGCUUCUGAGAGCACAGAAUAUGAAGGGUCACAACAGCAGUUCAAUGGAUUCUCGAUCAAUUUGCUCCAAGAAAUGCAAGGUGAUAUAGGCACAGGAGAUGAGACAGGCUUGAGAAAGAAUCCAAGUUCAAUUCAAGAUAAUAACCUUUUGGGGACUAUCCGGUCCAUCGGAUUCCCCUUCAGCUUGCCUUCAAACCUGCCUGAUGCAUGGAAGCCUAACCUGCCAUGGGAUUCACCAUCCUGCCCCAGUGAGAUGUCCACCACAUAUUCCACAAACAAAUGCCAUACUUAAAUCCUAUUAAUACACAGAAGAAUUAAUCGUGGGAUUUAGGUCUAGCAUUUUGAAUUUAUCUAAAAUAGCUUCCAAAAAAAUAUAUAUUCUGGCUUGAAUGAUGUUUUAGCGGGAGCAAACUAGCCUCAGAAAUGUAUCUUGUUUACUGUACAGUAUUUCCCAUCUUUUCCAAGUACACACUUUUAGGCUAAUAAAUUUCUCUUAUUUUAUAUUCA